UAGACAUCCUCUGUCGCCGACGCAUUAGCGUUAGGAAGUUGCCUCUUAAAGAUCGAGUUAUAAACGGGUAUCCGACGAGUUAUAACAAAUUUAUUGUAUCUGCGGAUGUGUUUCAUUUGGUAAGUCGACACGAAGGAGAGUAAGGGAAACGGUAUAUAAAAUGAGAAAACGCAAACGUGAAAGGACCAAAACGAAAUGAGAAAAUAAUUCGAGCUGCUACGGUGCUCGCGAUUUUUACGCGGAGGCAUUAUCGACAGCAACCGAGGAUAGCCAAUACUUUUAUGCGUCAACGGUUGCUGAAGAGAACUUUAUUUCCAAUUUAACAGUGACGCAAAGGCUCGAACAAUAAAUUUCUACUGCCAUGGAGAAAGCAAAGGGAGAGACAAUAAACAUGCAACUCAUCGAUUCUCAAAGUCCAUACAAAGUUAACAACGAGGUAGCAACUAGUGGUCUAAGUACACCGGAUGCUCCUACGUCACCGACAGUAUCCGAGGAAUCCUAUGACCCUCAUAAACAUCGCAAUGUACCGAAUCCAACCUCAAACGCCGAAACGUUGAUACACUUGUUAAAGGGAAGCUUGGGUACCGGUAUUCUAGCGAUGCCAAAUGCAUUUUGUAAUAGUGGUCUUCUGACUGGUGCAGUAGCGACCGUCAUUAUUGGAACUUUAUGUACAUACUGCUUACACGUACUUGUCAGGGCGCAAUACAAACUAUGUAAACGGUUAAGAGUUCCUAUACUCAGUUAUCCAAUGAGUAUGAAGUACGCUCUCGAACAAGGUCCUCAAUGUAUAAAAUGGUUCUCACCGUAUGCACCAGGACUAGUAGAUGGCUUUAUGAUAACAUAUCAAUUGGGAAUUUGCUGUGUUUACAUAGUAUUUGUAGCCAAAAAUAUAAAGCAGGUGACAGACCAGUACUGGGAACCAUUGGAUAUACAAAUCCAUAUGUUCAUUUUGUUGCUUCCGCUGAUAUUGAUGAACUACAUUAGAAAUCUAAAACUAUUGGCGCCAUUUUCUACGUUAGCCAAUAUAAUAACCUUCAUUGGAUUGGGAAUGAUAAUAGCUUAUAUGUUCGAGGAUUUACCGUCUUUAAGCGAAAGACAAAUGUUUGGUACUGUGAGAAAUUUUGCUCUUUAUUUUGGUACGACUUUGUUCGCAUUGGAGGCCGUCGGUGUGAUAAUAGCUUUGGAAAAUAAUAUGAAGACCCCGCAAUAUUUUGGAGGAUAUUGUGGUGUUCUCAACAUUGGUAUGAGUGUUAUCGUUACUCUUUACAUUCUUAUGGGUUUCUUUGGUUAUUUGAAAUAUGGAUCGGAAGCUGGCGGAAGCGUUACGUUCAAUUUACCGCAAGAUCAAGUGAUGGCUCAAUCUAUCAAUAUCAUGUUUGCAAUAGCAAUUUUUAUAACUUACGCGUUACAAGGAUACGUACCUGUUGAAAUUAUCUGGAACACUUAUCUUAAUCAACGUAUACAAAAUCGUAAACUCUUUUGGGAAUACGUUUGCAGGACUGUCGUUACAUUGGUAACGUUUACGUUGGCGAUCACUAUACCAAGAUUGGGCCUGUUCAUAUCUCUUUUUGGAGCUUUAUGUCUAUCUGCCCUUGGAAUAGCCUUUCCAGCCAUAAUCGAAAUAUGUGUACUCUGGCCAGACGAGUUAGGUCCAUUCAAGUUAUUCCUAAUAAAGGAUCUCUGUUUGAUAUUGUUUGGUUUGAUAGGUCUCGUUGUUGGAACUUACGUCAGUAUAGUCGACAUUAUACUCUCGUUCAGUCCUGGUGCCAUAAACCAGAGCGAUUAAAAUUGAUCGAUCGAAAUUUGUUCUAGAGAAGAAAUAAGAACAAAAUAAAAAUGAAAGAUAAAGAAAGAGAAA
Messenger RNA from Vespula pensylvanica (western yellowjacket), 1858 nucleotides. RefSeq names its product proton-coupled amino acid transporter-like protein CG1139. The record is from RefSeq and is a predicted model, not a curated record. Gene Ontology annotation, cellular component: vacuolar membrane. The transcript is spliced from 10 exons. Bases 362 to 1786 code for a protein of 474 amino acids. Gene Ontology annotation, molecular function: amino acid transmembrane transporter activity. Gene Ontology annotation, biological process: amino acid transmembrane transport. Lineage: Eukaryota; Metazoa; Arthropoda; Insecta; Hymenoptera; Vespidae.